AUGCGUGUUUCUUUCUCUCUCCCCGUGGUAGCACUAGGCCUCGUGGGCUCAGCAGUUGCUUAUCCAUACGACUCGAAGCCUCUGUUCCGUCGCGACUCAGAGAAUCAGGAUAAGGCCAACGCGGUCAAGGAGGCCUUCCAGCAUGCGUGGGAUGGUUAUGUAAAAUAUGCCUUCCCGCAUGAUGAGCUACACCCAGUGAGCAAUGGUUAUGGUGAUUCGAGGAAUGGAUGGGGCGCGUCUGCCGUCGAUGCACUCUCAACUGCAAUUAUCAUGGGCAACAAGGAUGCUGUCCAGACAAUUCUAGACCAUAUCGACACAAUUGACUUCACAAAGACAAAAAAUGAAGUCAGUCUGUUCGAAACCACCAUUCGCUAUCUGGCUGGCAUGUUGUCAGGCUAUGAUUUGCUCAAGGGUCCUGCCGUUGACCUGGGCCUCAAAUCGAGCCAAGUUGACAACUUGCUUACCCAGUCAAAGAAUCUCGCCGAUGUCUUGAAAUUUGCAUUUGACACACCGUCCGGUGUUCCCUACAAUAACCUUAACAUCGCGAACAAGGGAAAUGACGGUGCGAAGACCAAUGGUCUGGCUGUGACUGGAACCCUAGCCUUGGAGUGGACGCACUUGUCAGACCUGACUGGUGAUGAUGAAUAUGCCAACCUGAGCCGAAAGGCCGAGUCUUAUCUUCUGAAUCCUCAACCGUCAACUGCAGAGCCAUUCCCUGGCUUGGUGGGAAGCUACAUCAACAUCUCCAAUGGACAUUUCACUGAUGGUAUUGUAUCCUGGAACGGUGGUGAUGACUCGUUCUAUGAGUACCUUAUCAAAAUGUACGUGUACGACCCCAAGCGCUUCGAGAAGUACAAGGACCGCUGGGUCCUUGCAGCCGAGUCAACAAUCAAGCACUUGGCAUCGCACCCCGCAACCCGCCCUGAAUUGACCUUCCUGGCUUCAUACAACAAUGGUAACUACGACUUGAACUCCCAACACUUGACCUGCUUCGACGGCGGCAGCUUCCUGCUGGGUGGCACAGUACUUGAUCGCCAAGACUUCAUCGACUUUGGUUUGAAGCUCGUACACGGCUGCGAAGCAACCUAUAAUCAGACAUUGACCGGAAUUGGACCCGACGCCUGGGGUUGGGACCCCAAGAGGGUGCCGAGCGACCAAAAGGCGUUCUACGAAAAGGCCGGAUUCUAUAUUAAUAGCGGCGCAUAUGACUUGCGCCCGGAAGUUCUGGAGAGCUUCUACUAUGCGUAUCGCAUCACAGGAAAUGAGAUCUACCGCGACUGGGUCUGGAACGGCUUCAAGGCUAUCAAUGCCACUUGCCGUACAGGCUCGGGCUUCGAUGCCAUGAGUGAUGUAAACAAACUCGGCGGUGGCUCGCAUUACGACAACCAAGAAAGCUUCCUUUUCGCUGAAGUCAUGAAGUAUGCCUACCUUGUACAUGCAGAUGAUGCCCCAUGGCAAGUUCAGAAGGGUGCUAAAAACGCCUUUGUGUUCAAUACAGAGGCCCAUCCUAUCAAAGUGUCUCACACCUAG
Molecule: messenger RNA, 1530 nt
Organism: Penicillium salamii
Lineage: Eukaryota; Fungi; Ascomycota; Eurotiomycetes; Eurotiales; Aspergillaceae
Source: the annotation of a GenBank genome assembly